Messenger RNA from Penicillium taxi, 186 nucleotides. RefSeq lists its product as uncharacterized. The transcript is spliced from 2 exons. The coding region runs from base 1 to 186 and encodes 61 amino acids. Lineage: Eukaryota; Fungi; Ascomycota; Eurotiomycetes; Eurotiales; Aspergillaceae. The record is from RefSeq and is a predicted model, not a curated record.
AUGGACCCAAUCGUCAAAGCCGAAAAGCCCAGAGUUGAGGAGGAUCGCAAAGGUGUUCACUGUGUUGAAUUCUACCAGCAAAAAUGGGCAAAGAUGAGAGAAGAUACCGACCGACAGAUUGCCAGAAUCAGAGAGCAAGAGAGACUUGAGGAUGAACGACGGGCGGCCAAGAAGGAAAUGAAUUGA